Molecule: messenger RNA, 2108 nt
Organism: Bactrocera oleae (olive fruit fly)
Lineage: Eukaryota; Metazoa; Arthropoda; Insecta; Diptera; Tephritidae
Source: RefSeq, a predicted model, not a curated record
AGUUUCGUUUCGUUAGUGCCAGAGCGAAGUUUGGUAAGCGGACGGUUAACACGGUUAAUUCGAUAGUCCAAUUGAGCGAAUUCUGUGGUACACAUUGUACAUGUGAAUAAUGUGUGUGCGCUCGCUUGUUUACUUUGGAAGCGAUGAGGAAAGUGAAAUUAGUGAAAUUGUGAAACAUAAAUAUCAAAAGCCAUCGACCUUAUCCCUCUAAAGUGUUAAAAUAUUUGCGCUAAAUUUCUAUCGAUGAGCUUUUAUGAGCAUUUUAAUGUGCUUCCAUUGUCAGCUGUUGUUAUAACGGUGAAAUAUUGUGGCAAAUAUUUGAAAAGUAUACGUUUGCUGAUUUUCGCUGGCACCCAGUCAAUGUGUAACAUACUUAAAUAACCACUGGUAGCACGAGAGAGGCACGGAGAAAAAACGUUUCGCUAUUUAUGCGGAAAAAUUUGUACAACAUCGUCAUCAACAUUUAUAGUAAUUCAGUUCCUAAAAUUCUUCUAAAAAUAUGAAUCAAAAAUUGUCGCUGUUUUGUAAAGUCGCUGCCGAAGUUUAACUCUUCGUGGUAUCGGUUUUGAAAUAAAAAGUGCCGAAGUUUUCCUAUUCGCGCGAGUAAUUAUUUGGUUUUCUGCCGAUGGAGCUGCUGCUGACGAUUAAAGUGAAAAAUCAAGUCGAGCAAAGUGCAAAGAGUUUUUGUGCGUUCGUGCAAGUUUGGCGCAAAAUGUUUGAUUUUGUUCGGUUCUCGGCUAUUAAUUAAGUAAUUUUAAUUGGAAAAGUUCAACGACACGCAUGUGCGAAAUUCGCAGAUAGUUUAGAAAAAAAUGAAAUAAAAUAAUCGAAGUUAAGAAGGUGUUAAGAUUAAAAUUCGAAAUACAGAAAAAAAUACACCGAAAAAAAUUUAAUUUAUUUAAAUUAAAUAUUAACGAAGUGAAAUAUAUUAAAACACCAACGAAUCUGAAUGCUCAAAGACGUUUCUAAGAUAGGCGACCGAAAAUCUACAAAAUUAGCUCAACAACAAUUGCAUAGCGUUCAUUUUGUCUUGGACAAAAACCGUUAGCUGUACGAGGGGCGAAGUAUUUGGCAAACUGGAUUAUACCACAGAUAAUAACGGGCCAUGGGAGAAGAAUCCGGCUGUCGCUGUGAGUGCUGCUGGCAAUGUCGGCAGCGGCGGUCACGGUUCUGGCAGCACGACGUCACUGGCCAGUGGUGGCACCACAACAACAACCACCGUAGCGCCAAUCACCACUGUCGCUGGCAUUAAGCCACUGCAACAGCAAUUACAACAACAAUUGAUGCACCAGUUGCAACAACGGCAGCUGCAACAACAUCAUCAACACCACCAACACGUACAGGGCGCAGCUGGCGCUGGCGCCGGCGUCGGUAGUAGCAUCUCGGCAGGUGGCAACAGUUCGGCUACGGGCGGGGGAGGGCACUCGCAUUUGCAUGCCACCCAUUCGCACCCGCACCAACACGCCCACGCGCACACCCAUACACAUGCACAUCAGCAUGUGCAUCACCAAACCGCUAGCGUUGCACUGUUACAGCAACAGCAGCAACAACAAAAGCAAUUGCAACAUCAACACUCGCAUCCACCAUUGGCGCCACACGCACAUCCGCCGUUGCAGCAUCAUGUUUCGCUGGGCGGCGCCGGAAGUCAUCGCUAUCAGUCCAUGGUGGCAGCUGUUGUACAACAGCAGCAAUUGCAACAACAACACCAACAACAGCAGCAGCAGCAGCAGCAACAGGCAACGCAGCAGCAAGCACAGCAACAACAACAGCAGCAGCAGCAACAGCAUCAUCACCAUCGCCAACAUUCUACGCCGCAACAUCACCGCUCGUCAUCACAACAUACCGCCACCACCAUAAGACGCCGCACACUCUCUCACGUGUCACGCUCUUAUUCGGCAUCAGCGGCCGCCGCAGCCGUAGCAGCAGCAGCAGCUGCCGCCUCAUCCAAUGCAAAUGCAAAGAACUCUAGCGGCGGCGGCGGGGGCGGUGGCAGCAUACAGGUCACCACGAGUGUGGAACGCUCCCGUUGUCGAUCACCAAUGAUGCUGUGCCACAGCCACAGCGAUGGCGAGUUUCCCAUGUACAAAGGUAAGUACAACAACAGCUAA